GUCUGUACAUUAACUUAAAUGGAGCCAUACGAGUCUGAUUUGUGUCACACCGGUCAUUUUCGGUGUUUAAUUCUCAGUUAUAAAGAGUCCCCCCCCCCCCAUUUGUACCAGGAAGAAUCACAAUAAUAGGGGUUAUGUUUAGUUUCUUUGUCUGCUAUUGUUUGUAAACAUACAACUGGCCAACUUGUACUAAAACAAAUGGUCAUACCAGGAGAAUGAUGGCGUUGAACUUAAUAAGCAAGUUAAAAUGAAUGUUUAAGCCACAAAAUGUUUAGGAUAAACUGUUACCCGGUUUUCUUCAGUUACCCCAAAAAACUGGGUAUUUCAUGUAGCUUCCCGACCUGUGUGGUCCUGCAAUGGUUGGAUUAUUUCUUUAUUUUCAGUUGUAACAUCAUCAAGACUGAAACCAUAUAUAAGUAUAAGUCAGCAUAUAUAAAAGCGUUUAUAUCUCAGGUAAACAAAACGACACAUGUUUAAAGCACAGGCUUAAUGAACAGAGGGAGAAAGAAAGCUCUGGACGCAGAACUGAAAGAAAGGGGAAAGACUGAAAGAAGCAUGUUAAAUUAACUGUGCUCUAUUUGGAGAGAAAUGUUUUAAGUCAGGUUAUAUGGCAAAAGUAGGCUUAUAAUCACCAUAUUCAUUGCUGUUGUUGUGAUACACAAUGUGCAUCACUAUGUUUAUAACACAAAGGCGGCACAUUUUAAAGACCUCUGAAAAAUAUGCAUACUUUUUCAGUAAACUGGUUUCCUGUUCACGGCGUGCCUGUCCUGGGAACUCCGGGAUGGGACACCAGUCUACGUCAGGGCACCAUGCAUACACAUACAUUAACACACGCAUUCACAUGUAGGGGUAAUUUAGAGUUGCUAAUGCAAUCUUUUUGGGAGUUGGGAGAAAACUAGAGAACCUGGCGCAAAUUCAUGCAUACACAGGGAGAACACGCAUGACUCUGCACAGAGAGUAGCCUGAGUUCAGGAUCGAACCGGGGACGGCUGGAUGAGAGUCGGUGAUGCUGCGUGACUAAAAUACUUUUGUUUAUUGUCUGCAAAGAUAAACCAAAUAUUCACUGCCUAUUACUGUAAAUAAGUUGUACAAAAAGUUGUUUACUUUGCAAAAGUACUGAUCAUCAGCAAUAUCUCUGAAAAUAAUGUAUGUAAUUGAUCACAAUAUCGUUAAUAUUGUCAUAUCACCCAAAUUUAAGUCAGUACAUAGAAAGAAAAAGUCUUUCAUUUCAGUCUAGGAGUACACCAGUAAGUGGUGAAAUAGCAACUUUUAACACUUCUCAGAUUACAUUAAUUAAAAAAAAAGCUGUACAGUAGGUUAAAAUGUCUUGUUUUGGUUUUGCUUAUUUUUAUGUUUUGCGUAUUUUAUGUUUAAUGAAUUAAUUAAUUCCUUCUUCCUCAGUAACUGCUUUAUCCUGGCUAGGGUUGCAGUGAAAUGGUGUCAUUAUUAAUAGUAUGUAUGACUGAGUGUAAUUCAUGUGUACUAUAUAUUUAUGAUAUUAAUGGGUAAUUUAUUUAAUCAAAGCCUACUUAUCAUGUUAUAACACUACAAUGCAUUAUGCCUAUUGGAGUACAUUAAGUGCAUACAUGUGGCAUGGAAUUUUCCACAGGUUAUGGAAAGACGGUGAUGAAUGUGACACUCAAAUCAGAUGCCAAAUAUAUUGUCUCUGAGGUGCUGGCCUGGUUCAAUCGCACUUUGCAGUCUGGAUUCAAUACUGUGGAGCAAACUUGCUCAGGUGCUGCCUACUGCCAGUUAAUGGACCUGCUUAAUCCUGGCUGUAUUGACUUGCGAAAUGUAAAGUUCAAAGUCGAUGAUGAAAUAGAUAUGAGGAACAAUUACAAGCUACUUGAAGGUGCCUUCAUCAAGACUUCUAUCAAUAAAACACUGGACAUUCAAAAGUUGGUCAGUGGCAGUUUCACAGAGACAUUUAAUCUACUGAGGUGGUUCAAAGUGUAUUUUGAGCAUAAUUUUGCAGGAAAUAGUUACAAUCCUGUAGUGGCUCGAGGCGGACAGAUUCUGUAACCCUGUGUCCCUAAGAAACCAAGGGCUCUCAUGCAGCUGGACUUUUCAGCGGGUCCAGGCGGGAUUAUUGAAAAUGCUGACAGAAAAGUGGAGGGAAAAGUUCCAGAGUCUUUUUACUCCAGCCAGGCCGUGCUGUGUCUUGUCAGGAAAUACUGUCUGUCUGUCUCAGCCAUCACAGACUCAUCUAUUGCGUGCAGUAAAGCCAAGCAAGUGCUGGGCCAAAAAUACCCAAAAGACAUCGCAGCUUUCUGUAACCAGGCCCCUUACUGCAUGUAUAUGUACCAUGAAGGGGAGAAAGCUUAUGUGCUCUUGAUUGGGUAUUUUGACCAGACUGCUGGAGAAACCAAAGUGAGGCUGCUUGAUGUUAUUGAGGAGAUGCAGUCUACCUUAUUGAACUGUGUUGUGGAGACUCUUAAAAAGUUUGAGAUCUCCUUGGCCAACCUUGCAGCAUUUUAUUCCAAUGCACCAAAUCUUACAGAGCUGAUUUCAGGCCUGAAAGCCUUGAAUCCUGGCACUGUUUCUCUGUGUAGCCUUACUGGUGUUGCAGAACAGGCAUGUCAGAGUGGCAUUACGGUGAUGGAGAUGUCAGCACAGAUCCAGGAACUGAUCAGUGAAGUCCACCAGCACCUCCCCUCUUUACCAAAUUUUCUGAAGGAACAGCUUAAUAAUAUGGGGGAGUUCAAUCGCACCUCUUCUUUGAAAUUUGAUUGUCUCAGCCUCAGAACAGCAGUUUACAAAAUGGCCAUAGCAUGGUCAGACUUGGUGCAAUUCUUUAAUUCUCAAAGUGCCAGCACCAAUUCAAAUAGGCAAAUUUGUUGCCUCCUCAAUGAUAAGACAUUAAGACUGAGUUUCCUGUUUCUGAGCCGUGCCCUGCAGCCCUGCAAAUUUCAGGAGAGCUUGGACUCUGGUAAAGAUGUGAAAACAUUGCUCCAAGAUGCCUGUAGUUUAGUUCAUGUUUACUUAUCUAGCUUCCUCACUCCUAAAGCCGUGGAAAAGUUCCUCAGGAGAGGUAACUUGGGCUCACCAAUGAAGGACAUGAUGGAACAUCUACCAAGAGACAAGUUGAAGGUUGGUGAAGAGGUGGUUGGAUAUCUUCGCCAAAAUGACACAGAGCUAACGGGCUCUGUAGACCUCUUUUACAAGAGCACUGUUUCAUUCUACACAGCAGUCAGUUCCAGUAUUGUGAAGAGUUUACCCAUGCCUGAUUCUGCUCUGAGAAACAUUGCUGCCCUCUUAAGCCCAGAAGGCAAGUUAGAAGUCACCGUGAAGGCCAUAUCUGAUUUAGGUGUCCAGUUUGGUCUUUGUACGUCUGGAGAAGACUUCAGCUUGUUAACUGAAGAGUUUCUUGAGUAUCAGUUUGCUGAGCGGGAAGAUGUAUUUGCUGGUCCAGCUGUACAGUCACUGGAGGAGUACUGGAAAACGGAGCUGAGGAUUAUGGGAAAGACCUCUCUCUUUCGCACACUAAUCCUAAGCCUGUUGGCCUUGCCCAAGACACUGAGAAUGGGAAGGAUAUUUGCACAAGUGUUUGAGAAUGCUGAUCACUGCUUUGGUAGCAGUGUGGAAGAGAGAAAAAUCGAGAUCUCUGACGACAAAAACAUGGUGCACGAUGAGGAUGAUGUCACAGACACCAGCUCCUACAAAAGUGCCCCAUCACAGCCCCUCAGCCCUGAGACCCAGGAGAGUUCAACAUCAGAUGUUAUUGAUCUGACUGAAGAUGAAGAUGUUAUUUCUAUGGAGAUGAAUGCCAGUGCCUCUGGUCCAGACACGGAGGUGGAAAAGGAGAACCCAGAAAAUAAGAUACAAUAUUUCCUCAACGCAUACGUUCAGAUUGAUGAUCUGCGUCCUUAUGCUGCAUUUGCACAGUGCUUCUGCCCUAAUUCCUUUGCCACAGUGAUGACAUACAAGGAUGCCAUCUUUCAUUCUUUGCAGGUGGCUGCUGAUUGUGCUGAAAUGGUAUUUUCUUUAGACUCUGACUCUAAGGAAGACCUGCUUAGAGUAAUGUUAGACUGGGCCUUCGGAGGCUUUAAACCAUCUGGACCAAAUGGACUCCGACCACGAUCAAGAGAAGAUGGUAUACAAAUAACCGGUUGGACCUACAGGAUGAAAACGAAUGAAAAGAUUUCAUAUCCAAAAUCAAAACAUUGUUCCUUACAGAAUGAAAAGAACUCUCUAUCUGCCUGUCAGCCAACUCCCAGAAAACAGAAAUGUGUUUCCAAGAAUAAAGAUCAAAACAAAGACCAAAGCUCAGUUGAUCAGGGAAAGCAAGACUACAACAGGUAUCAAAUGGUGCAUGAGGUUUUGGUCAAAGGAAAGAAUAUUGAAGAUUUCUGCUUAUCGUGUGGAACCGCACAUAUCUAGAUCUUCCAUCCACUGUUUGAAGGGAGUCUGUGCUUGAAAUGCAAGGAUAAUUUCACAGAGACAUUGUAUUGGUAUGAUGAUGAUGGAUAUCAGUCAUACUGCACCGUAUGCUGUGCUGGGCUGGAAGUCAUUCUGUGUGGACAUGACAGCUGUUUCCGCUCCUACUGUGUAGACUGUUUGGAUGUCCUGAUUGGUAAAGGCACAUUAAAUCAACUAAAAGAUGUGGACCCAUGGAUCUGUUACCUGUGUGCACCAGAGAGAAGCUCCGGGGCUUUGAGACCCAGGCAUGAUUGCAGUAUCCGUGUCCAGGAAUUCUUUGCCAACAACAGCACCAUGGAAUUUGAGCCACAUCGAGUUUACCCAUCAAUUCCUGCCAACCUGAGACGUCCAAUCAGAGUCCUCUCCUUAUUCGAUGGUAUAGGUACAGGUAAGCUACCGUCUAUUGAGAAAUGGGGACCAUUUGACCUCCUUAUUGGUGGCAGCCCAUGUAAUGACUUGGCCACAGUAAAUCCAGCACAGAAAGAGGGCACAGGACGGCUCUUCUUUGAUUACUGCCGGCUGCUGAACAUCAUGAAGCCCAAGGAGGAUGACCCUCGACCAUUUUUCUGGCUUUUUGAGAACGUUGUAUUCGUGAACAACAAGGACAAACUUGAUAUCUGCCGUUUCCUGGAGUGUAAUCCGGUGCUUAUCGAUGCUGUUAAAGUGAGCCCAGCUCACAGAGCACGGUAUUUCUGGGGGAAUCUGCCAGGCAUGAACAGACCAAUCAUCGCCUCUCAAAAAGACAAACUGACCCUCCAGGAAUGCCUCGAUAAAGGCCGCUCCGCUAAGUACGUCAAAGUGCGGACUAUCACCACACGCCCAAACGCCCUCAAGCAGGGAAACAUUGACCAUCAUUUCCCCGUCUCCAUGAAUGGAAAGGAUGGCAGUUUAUGGAUCACCGAAGUGGAGAAGAUUUUUGGAUUUCCAAAGCAUUACACGGAUGUGAAGAACACGGGUUGCAUGCAGAGGCACAAGGUGUUGAGGAAAUCCUGGAGUGUCCCGGUGAUCAGGCAUCUCUUUGCUCCACUGAAGGAUUACUUCGCCUGUGAUGAAGUCUCCCUAAAUUGAGGAGGUUUUUUUUUGUUUUGUUUUGUUUUUUAAAGACAUACUCUCUCUCUUAAACAGAGAUUUAUUCUCAGGAAUAUUUCAAGUAAUUUUGCUUGCUUUUUAAUUAAUUAAUUAAUUAAUUUAUUUAUUUACAAAAUUUUAUUUUACUGAAUGUCUAGUUAAAUCAUGAUUGUCGCAAACAUUAUUUCAGAUUUAUCUAUUAGAACAAUUGUUUUAAAAAUAUUCAGGGUUUUCCUGCCAAGCUGUGGCUUUAAAUGAAUAAAAUACCUAGGCUCUUUUUUUUUUUUUUUAAAUAUUCAUUUGCUUACUUUCUUGUUUUUUAUAUUCCUGUUCACACAUUUGAAGUCAAAAUUUCUUGACUAUAUUUAAAAGUAUUAUACUUGCACUUAUUUUAGGUACAUGAUGGUGUGGUAGAGUAAAAUUGUGCCAAAAAGCCUUAUGCUUGCAAAUUGCCUGUAGGUCAUAAAUCGCUCCUGGCUCAUUCAAUCUUCCUUUUCCCUGUCUCUAUGUACAGGUUUUAAUCACAGGUGGUCCAGUGGGAUUUAUUGUAGGAAGCCAUAAGUUUUUUACCUUUGGCGCAGCAAGAUGACACCAUAGGCCUUCACACAUUCUAAUUUGAAAUGAGUCUUGUUAUUGUUUGUUGUAUCCAAUGAUAAUCAGUGAACAAAUAGUCAUAUGAGGAAUUUUUGUACCAUUUCUGUAAUAAACAUGAAACAUGCAUUAAUGGUUAUUUAAAUCUGUGACACAAUAAGACUGGUGUUUAAACAGGUAAUAUACACUAUAUGCCCAAACAUUUGUGGACACCUGACCAAUCACACCCAUAUGUGCUUGUUGUACAUCCCAUUAAAGAUUAAGUCCCCUUUUUGCUGUUAUAAAUAACCUCCACUCUUCUGGGAAGGCUUUCAUAAUAUAUUUUGGUGCAUGGCUGUGGGGGUUUGCCCAUUCAGCCACAAGAGCAUUAUGAGGUUGGGCACUGAUGAUGAGUGAGGAGGCCUGGGGUGCAGUUGGUAUUGCAGUUAAUCCCAAAAGUGCUCAGUGACCUUGAGGUCAUGGCUCUGUGCAGGCCACUCAAUUUCUUCUACACCUACCUUGGCAAGCCAUGUCUUUAGCAAGAUCACUUUGUGUGUC
Messenger RNA from Ictalurus furcatus (blue catfish), 6615 nucleotides. It is a transcript of the gene dnmt3bb.3, whose product is annotated as DNA (cytosine-5-)-methyltransferase beta, duplicate b.3. NCBI's taxonomy places the organism in Eukaryota, Metazoa, Chordata, Actinopteri, Siluriformes, Ictaluridae. Gene Ontology annotation, molecular function: DNA (cytosine-5-)-methyltransferase activity, acting on CpG substrates; DNA binding. Gene Ontology annotation, cellular component: nucleus. Gene Ontology annotation, biological process: negative regulation of transcription by RNA polymerase II. The record is from RefSeq and is a predicted model, not a curated record.